Molecule: messenger RNA, 810 nt
Organism: Candida albicans SC5314
Lineage: Eukaryota; Fungi; Ascomycota; Pichiomycetes; Serinales; Debaryomycetaceae
Product: exosome non-catalytic core subunit
Exons: 1
Coding region: 1-810 (269 amino acids)
Biological process (GO): nuclear mRNA surveillance; poly(A)-dependent snoRNA 3'-end processing; U4 snRNA 3'-end processing
Cellular component (GO): cytoplasmic exosome (RNase complex); nucleolus; nuclear exosome (RNase complex)
Source: RefSeq, a predicted model, not a curated record
AUGUCAUUAUUAUCUUCAAUAGGAUUAAGAACUUCAAUAAUAGAUAAUGCUGAUGGAUCAGCAGAAUUAUCAAUCUACAACAACAACAGCAACGAAGCAUCUAGUUCUUCUUCUUCCUCUGAUGAUAAUAGUAUUAUUAAAUUAAUUACAUCAAUUAAUGGACCAAUUGAACCUAAACAACGACAAGAAUUACCUAAUAGAGCAAGUUUAGAAAUCAAUAUAUAUCCAUCAAUAGGAUUAUCAACUACUAAAGAAAAAUUAUUAGAAAAUAAAUUACGAUCAAUAUUACAAAAUAAUAUCAUUAUAAAUUAUAAAUAUCCUCGUCAAUUAAUUCAAAUCUCAAUUCAAUUUUUAAUAUCAAGUGGUAGUGGUAGUAGUAGUAGUAGUAGUAGUAACUAUGGACUGAUGAUGAUGAAUUUAUUGGAUUUGAAUGCAUUAAUUAAUUGUUGUUAUUUUGCUCUUAUUGAUGCUAAUAUAGCCAUGAAUUAUUCAUUUGCCAGUAUAGUUAUAAUUAUUGAUCAUCAAGGAAAUUUAUUAAUUCCAAUUGAUGGAAAUGAUUUACACCAACAACAACAACAAGAAGAAGAUUAUGAAUCAAUUCAUUUAUGUUGUUAUUCAAUUAUAGCAAAAAAAGUUGAUAAAUUAUUAUUAUUAGAAAGUCAAGGAGAUUUUAAUGAAUCACAAUUAUUUAAUGUAUUAGAGAAAAGUAUUUAUAAAGUGGAAAAAUUUCAUAAUGAAAUUCAUCGUCAAUUUAUUAAUGAUAAAAUUAAGAAUGAUUAUAUUUGGAAACAAGAAAGGGAAGAUGAAUAA